This is a messenger RNA of Panonychus citri (citrus red mite), 1480 nucleotides long. RefSeq names its product beta-1,3-galactosyltransferase 6-like. The record is from RefSeq and is a predicted model, not a curated record. Gene Ontology annotation, biological process: glycosaminoglycan biosynthetic process. NCBI's taxonomy places the organism in Eukaryota, Metazoa, Arthropoda, Arachnida, Trombidiformes, Tetranychidae. Gene Ontology annotation, molecular function: UDP-galactosyltransferase activity. The transcript has 2 exons. Bases 238 to 1413 code for a protein of 391 amino acids. Gene Ontology annotation, cellular component: membrane.
ACAAAUGAACUCGAGUUAAUUGUUUACUGUAAUCGAAUUAAUUUAGUUGAUUGAAACAAUUAUUGAAAUUUACCUUCUAUCAUAAUGUGUCCUUUAGCUCAACAGUUUAUCUAAUUAUUGCUCAUUUGCGAGCUUAGAAUUAGAGAAAAAGAUUGUAACUCUAAAAUUGCCGCAUCAACAUCAUCAUGGAAAAAUUGAUCAUCUUCACUUCAAUAAUCGAUAAUCAAAUCUAGUGUGAUGCAGUUCAUCGUUAAGCCAACAUCUACCAGCCCAUCAGUUGUGUGUAAAAAAUUUUUCCGAUUCCAUUCAACGGUUGUAUUAAUUACCAUUGGAGGAUUAGCACUUUUUUCAACUGGAUUUAUGUUUGGUCUCCUUUGGAAUAUGGAUGGAUUAUGUUCCUCAAGGCUUAAAUCACCAACUGUCGAUGAUGAGGCCAAUCAAGAGAUAAAUAACCAAGAAGCUGGUCUUUUACGUAACGAUGAAAGCGAGGGUUUUGGUGGCGGUGAUAAUAUGGGUAAAGAAUUAACCGAUGUUGGCCUGGCUAAUGGAUUAAUACACUUAUCAUCUCACUUAACAACCUCUCAGAAGCAAGAGAUUGAUCUAGUAAUUCUAAUCAUGUCUGCACCAGGAUACAAAGAUCGUAGAGAUGCAAUUAGGGAAAGUUGGAUUAAUCUAAUUGGAUCGAAUCGGUCAAUCAAGUAUUAUUUUGUUAUGGGUACACAAUCUGGUGGUAAUUUAGUUCUAGAACAUUUAAAAAAGGAGCAAGAAAAAUUCAAUGAUAUCAUAAUUUUCCCUCAUAUUCUUGAUUCCUAUUCAACCCUUAGUCUAAAGCUUUUGGAAUCCCUCCGGUGGACAUAUUCUCGUUUCAAUUAUAAAUUUAUUCUAAAGGUUGAUGAUGAUUCUUUCGUACGAAUUGAUAAACUUUACGAUGAAUUGAAAAGUAAAAAAGCCGAUUCUCGAACACUCUAUUGGGGAUAUUUUAAUGGUGAUGCAAAUAUUAAACGCCAAGGAAAAUGGACUGAAGAUAAUUGGUUUCUAUGUGACAAAUAUUUACCUUAUGCUCUGGGCGGUGGUUAUGUUAUAUCUCAUUCAUUAGUUAAAUAUAUUGUCACCAAUUCUCAUCUUCUUUCACUUUAUCAUAAUGAGGAUGUUACUCUUGGUGUUUGGUUGGCACCAUUAAAUAUAACCCGACAACAUGAUCCUCGUUUUGAUACCGAAUAUAAAUCACGAGGAUGUUCAAACAAUUUUCUCAUCACCCAUAAACAGGAUACCAAGGAAAUGAGACAAAAAUAUGAUAAUAUUAAGCAACUUGGUCUCCUUUGUAAAUCACAAUUAAUGAUUCGAAAAGCUUAUUUUUAUAAUUGGAAAGUUGCUCCAAGUUCUUGUUGUUUUCAAAAUAUAAGUUUAUUGUGAUAAACAAAUUGUUAAUUUCUCUCACUCUAAGUUUUUACAAAAGAAACAGUAACAAUUUGAUUAAUCA